This is a messenger RNA of Ascoidea rubescens DSM 1968, 1022 nucleotides long. RefSeq lists its product as uncharacterized. The transcript has 2 exons. NCBI's taxonomy places the organism in Eukaryota, Fungi, Ascomycota, Saccharomycetes, Ascoideales, Ascoideaceae. The record is from RefSeq and is a predicted model, not a curated record. The coding region runs from base 54 to 1001 and encodes 315 amino acids.
CCAAACAGCAACCAGACAACAAGUGCACUCCAAUUGACCUACAACUGCCCAAGAUGCUUUUCAAACCUUGGUCUGAAUUACCUCCUUCCAAUCGUCACAACCUCGACGACGAAGACGAUAUUGCUGACGAUUUCACCAAAGAAGAUUUGCCUAGCUUUGAAGUAGUCGAAGACUUAUCUCUCGAUGAUCAGACAAAGCUGAGUGAUUUGGUUGUUUUGCCUUACAAUUUGGCCACUUUAAUUGACUCUCUUCCUAACACUUUUCAAAAAAAAUUGAUUUCAACAAUUUCAAUCAAAAAUAACCAUAAAACUAAUUCUGCUGCUUUCAAAACCCCAAACACUUCUGAUUUUGACGACGCUAAUGAUACAGAAUUCAAUGAGGAUCAACAAUUAUACUCUACUGAUCCUUCAAAGCCAUUCAAUAAAAAUUCUUUAUCGUUACUCAAUAUUCAAAUCCAAAUUUACCAACUAUUCGAUUCAUCAAAUAAUAACAAGAUUCACUUUAAUUUGAUUACUUUACCUUACUUGACCAUCAAUCUUAAUGAUUACUUUUUAAAUUCUCUAGCUUCCUUUUUAUUAAACUAUUUGAAUCCAAAAUUUAUUCUAUCUUUUGCUCCAUCAAUUUUAAAUUACGAUAAUUUAAUUAAUAAAAUUUACUCAUCAAACAACAUAUUAUCCAAUUUCAAUAACAAUCAUUUAUUAUUAUCAAAGUUAAACAACUUCAAGUUUUUAAAUCCUCCUCAUUAUAUCUCAGGUAUUUCAGCCUCAAUUUUAAACUACUCAAUUUAUUUAAAUAAAAAAUUCAAUGCUUUAAUUUUAGCCUUGCAUUCAGAUGGUAUUAAAAAUUUCGAAAUCGUUUCAAUCGAUUCUCUUUUAUUAUCAAUUGAUUUCUUAUCUUCCUACUUUCACCUAAAUGAUUCUCAAUUUCUCAUAUAUAAGAAAAACUUUCUCAACUCUACAAAUUCAUUUAACUCAAUUAACUCCUCUUCAAUGUAUAUCUAAUCUUUUUUUUUUUAAUUGUCC